UGAAUAAAAUUGAUUUUUGCCGGUCGCCUUGUCUCGGUUGGGAGGGAACAAGCCGCCGCUAAGCACCUGCACCCAAGACAAGGACGUAGCGAUUGGCCGGAGCUUGCCAUGGGAAACGUUGGAGAAUACGGCGUGUGAAGGAGAAGAGGGGCUCGCAAUAAAAUUAUGCGAUGAUAAAUGAGCAAGCAAGCCCUAAAUCGCGGUAAAUCCGAAUGAUGGGUUCAUUCUUUUUCUAAAAUGAUCAAUCCGAGCGUUGAUUUGGCGCGAUAGCUAUUGGCGAUUUCACAUCGGAUCAAGCACGAAUCGUCUCCUGAAAGGGUGUGAAGCGAGCGCGGAAGGAUGCAGUGGUAUUUCGUUGCUGCUCUUCUCACUCUUCUUACCAGUUCCCAGGGCAUUUUGACAACACUCUCGCAAACUAAUGGAAGAUACAAGUAUGAUUAUGCUACAGUUCCCUUUCUUGCAGAAAUCUUCAAGCUGCUAGUAUCCGGUUUCUUUCUUUGGAGAGAGAUCAAGUCUCAAUCUUCUCCUAGGAUGACAACUGAAUGGAAAGCAGUGCGGUUAUUUGUGGUUCCUUCGAUCAUAUACCUUGUGCACAACAAUGUUCAGUUUGCUACUUUAACCUAUGUUGAUCCAUCUACUUAUCAGAUUAUGGGAAACCUGAAAAUCGUGACUACUGGGAUUCUAUUCAGACUUUUCCUUAAGAGGAAGUUAUCAAAUCUACAGUGGCUGGCAAUCAUUUUAUUAGCAGUGGGAACCACUACAAGCCAGGUAAAAGGUUGUGGAGAAGCAUCAUGUGACUCUCUCUUUUCAGCACCUAUACAAGGCUAUGUGCUUGGAAUAUUGUCUGCUUGUCUUUCCGCCCUUGCUGGUGUUUACACAGAAUAUCUGAUGAAGAAGAACAAUGACAGCCUUUAUUGGCAAAAUGUGCAACUGUACGCGUUUGGUGCGAUGUUUAAUUGUGCACGGCUUCAUUGGGAUGAUUAUAGUGGGGGAUAUGAGAAGGGACCUUGGUGGCAACGCCUCCUCAAUGGGUACACAUUUACCACCUGGAUGGUUGUACUAAAUUUAGGAUCGACUGGCUUGCUGGUUUCAUGGUUGAUGAAAUUUGCUGACAAUAUUGUUAAGGUCUACUCAACUUCAAUGGCAAUGCUGUUGACAACGGUUCUAUCUGUCUAUCUUUUCAAUUCUCAGCUCACCGUACAGCUCUUCUUGGGUAUUAUAAUCUGCAUGAUCUCAUUGCACAUGUAUUUUGCACCUGUUCGCAUGCUUGUUGAUUUGCCUGCUACAUCGAAGUCGGUCUCAAGCACUCUAAAAGAAGUCACUGUUGAAAAUCAUGAAUAAUGAUGAUUUGAGGAAUGGUGGCAGAAGCAUUUUGAGAAUACAAGCUUAGUUUCAAAAGAAGCUUAUGUGAUAAAAAAACAUAGAGUUUGCAUGGUGAGUAACUAUGUGAAUAUUUUCAUAAGACUAUUUCUUAUGUAGCAGACGCA
Messenger RNA from Dendrobium catenatum, 1487 nucleotides. RefSeq names its product CMP-sialic acid transporter 1. NCBI's taxonomy places the organism in Eukaryota, Viridiplantae, Streptophyta, Magnoliopsida, Asparagales, Orchidaceae. Gene Ontology annotation, cellular component: Golgi membrane. Gene Ontology annotation, biological process: pyrimidine nucleotide-sugar transmembrane transport. Bases 340 to 1341 code for a protein of 333 amino acids. The transcript has 9 exons. The record is from RefSeq and is a predicted model, not a curated record. Gene Ontology annotation, molecular function: pyrimidine nucleotide-sugar transmembrane transporter activity.